ACUCUGUAGCCGCUCGUGUACCGUGGUUCGUGUGUGUAAUUGUGUAUUCUAACCUCUUCAUUAAAAAUGGGCGAGGUCAUCUACCUCUCUAAAUAAGCCAAUUAAAAAGUUGUUAAAAUUGGGGAUUAUUAAUAAUAACCCGCAUGUGAUAAUUAAAAAAUGUCUCUGCAACACGAAGCCGAGCAAUAUUUUAGUAAGUUAAACCCGAUAGCCAAAAGACUGCACGUUGACUUAAAUACCACCAAAGCUGCCUAUGACAAAUUAUGGUCGACACUAACAGAAAACGAACAGAACCAAAUCUUAACCGAAAGCAUAAUGAAGCCGGAGGUGUGUUUAAAGUACAGUGUACUAAAUCGCAAUGGCGAAAUUAAAAACAGUUACGCGUUAAAAAUGAUUUCCGAUGAUAACUUUUCAUAUCGAGACGAGCAUUCUGCUCCAUUUAGUUUUCGAACGCCUAGUCAGAGAGAUCUGAGAUUAUGCGAAGGUAGUAGCGAAACUGAAAAUGUUGUUAGUAAACCGAAAAUACUAGCUCAGAUUAGUACCAAGUCAGUAACCUGUGAUACGUCUUCGUCAUCAUUAUCAUCAUCGUCAUUCAAUUUACCCAAGACUGGUCUUGAUUUAUUAGACAAUUGGUAAUAUCAGUUAAGUAUUUGAGCAUAGGUACCUAUUUAUAUUGCACCUUUACACAAAUUUGUAAUUUAUGUAUCAUCUUUGUAAUAUCUAUUAAACGUUUUGUACAAUGUUUCA
Photinus pyralis (common eastern firefly) is the source of this 747-nucleotide messenger RNA. RefSeq lists its product as uncharacterized. Lineage: Eukaryota; Metazoa; Arthropoda; Insecta; Coleoptera; Lampyridae. The record is from RefSeq and is a predicted model, not a curated record. The transcript is spliced from 2 exons. Bases 160 to 636 code for a protein of 158 amino acids.